UGGCAGAAACAGAGAAGUCACUUCUUAUGAUAAUCACAACAAUACAGACAAAGCUUCACUGUGGAGGAAGAAGCAGCACAGACAUGAGGAUGUUUGUUCUCACGUGGGCAACUCUGCUUUUCUCUGGGACCAGCAUUCAUGCAGGUGCUUCAGAGUGGGGACAGGAAACCUGUUCUGAUGAAUUUUGUGUCACUCUUGCUGAGAAGGAAAUAACAGCAGUGGCCGGACUCUGUGUCGUGAUCCCGUGUUAUUUCACUACACCCGAUACAUUUCUACCCAACAAUCUAGUUUGGUACAAAUGUGAAGCCACUAAGCGGAGAUGUGGUGAUGCAGACACCAUAUUCCGCACUAACAUGUUCAACAGAAAGAUUCAGUCUGGGUUUAGGGGACGUGUGUCACUGCUGGAGCCCGACGUGAAGAACAACUGCACGAUCAUUAUCAGUAACCUGAAAGAGUCCGAUUCUGGCUCAUAUCAACUUAGGAUAAAUGGUUUCCUCAGUGGAUACACGUUUCUUCCAAGGGCAACGGUUUCUGUUAAAGGUCUGAGUCAGAGGCCCACAGUGAGGAUUUCUGAUCUGAAAGUGGGACAGUUGACCUACGUGUCUUGCACUGCUCCCAGUCUCUGCUUGGAAUCGGAUCCUGAAAUCACCUGGAUUUGGAGUGGAGCAGGGAAAAAUGAAACCCACAUCACAGGGAACAGCACAGCUUUCAAGUUUGAAAACCAGAGACACAGUUCAACUCUAACGUUCCACCCUUCAGCGGAACAUCACGGCACCAACAUCACCUGUAAGAUCAACUUCAGAGGAGACGUGACGACAGAGGAGACUGUGACUUUGAUGGUGACCUAUGUGAAGGAAGUUCAAAUCACUAAGACUGCAAGUGUGAAGGAGGGUCAGACUCUGAACCUUACAUGCAGUGUUGAAAGUUUCCCUCCAUCACUCAUCUUGUGGACUAAAUUUUCUGGCUAUGACAUUCAAAAUGGAACAGAAAAUAAUGAGCAAAAGGAUGCUGAACUCCUUAAGGUGGAGGAAAGUGGAACUGCUACUCUUUCCAUCGCAAACGUAACUGCAGAAGAUUCUGGACUGUACAUAUGCAAAGUAAAACAUCUGAAUGACACCCUAAAGAAACAUGUCAACGUAACAGUAAUCUAUGUGAGAGAACCUUGGAUCACUGGAGAUACGACUGUGAAGGAGGGAGAUGUUCUGAAUCUCACGUGCAGCACUGACAGUUUCCCCCCAUCUCUUAUCUCAUGGACUAAGCUUGGCUUCCCUGGAACUAACCUGCACACUGACACUGGAUCAGCCACGCUCAUCAUCCCUAAUGUGACAGCAGAGCAUUCUGGUCGUUACGUCUGUUCAACAAAACACUUAGACACAGCCAUGACUAUAAAUGCUGAUGUAACUGUGACUUGGUUUUCAAAGAUCUUAAAAACCUCAGGAUGUAAGGCUGAGUUGGAUGUACUAACCUGUGUGUGUAUCAGUGAGGGCUUACCUUUACCUGCUAUCACAUGGCCGCUGUUGAGAAACUAUACAGAGUAUUCAACCACUGUCACUGUGUCAAACCACAUGGUCAACAGCACCCUGAUCCUGACUGUGAAAGGCCACCAAAAUAUUUCUGUUGAGUGUGUCAGUAGCAAUGAAAAUGGGGAAGCAAGAGAAAACCUCAACAUCUGCAUAAACCCAUCAGACAAAGACGAUCAGUUAAUGACAGUUUUCAAAAAGUUUCCAUGCUGGCUGGAAACCAUCGUUGCCUUUUUGACUGGCAUCCUUCUCUGCGCAACCAUUUCCUGUUUGGUACAAAGAUGCCACAGAAAAAAACAGCAGAGCAGCAGAUUUAAUCUUGAUGAGACUCUGGAGAUGGUGACCAAUCAAGAGGAUCCACUGACAUAUGAUGGCCAGGCACAAGAACAUCAUCAGAUGCACAGCCAGGAGGAAGUUGAAUAUGAAUGUGUGGUAAGGAGGGCCCUCCAACCCAGUGGUGAACCAACAAAUGUGGAGUAUGCCAACAUUGAUUUUUCACUGUUGAAGAGAAAAACUGCAAGGGAUGCAGCAAAAAACCAAGAGACCACAGAGACAGAGUAUAGUGAAAUAAAACAAGUUACAAAGCACAGAGAAGACGAUGGAAAGGAACAUGAGCUGUUGGAGGGCAAAGAGGCUGUCAUGGAGGAAGAUGGGGAGACAAAGAAAAUCCCAGAUGAAGGUGAAGGGGAGGACAUGGCAGUAUACUCUGCUGUCAAGGAUACAAUGGCUGAAAUGUGAGGAUUGUGUUGUAUUUUGGACAAAGUUUGAUUGCAGUCAUGAAUUUGAAUAUAAACUCACAUAUAAACAGAAUUGACAUUUUGCACUGUUCAAAAUGCAAAAAGAAGAAAUGCGAGUGAGACCAAAAAAAAUUGAGUACAUAACAUAAACUGAAAUAGGCUGUUCAUCAGCUGAUAAAAAGUUUAAGACCACAGCCUUUAAAAGCCUAAAUCUUUGCAAAAAUGUGGAUUCAGUGUCUUUUUCUGUCAGGUAUCCACACUGUCGUGACCUCCCAAUGGCAAAGGCAAAAAAAGCUUUCUCUCUUUGAAUUGCAUCAGCAAGGCCACUGCUGCUGAGGUUGGACGUUUGUUUUGAAAUUGAAAAUGUCAGUUUUAAUUUCAGUGUUUCUCAAACUGCCUGCGACAUGUAUGUGUUGUUUUCAAUAUCAAGUCAACUAGUUCAUUUUAGGAGGUUGUUAUUUGUGAACUGGUGAAGUUGCCAUAUUGUUUUGGGGCUAUUUUGAGUUAGGUGGUCUGUGGUCCUUGGUCUGCUUUAGAUGUAUUUACCUUCAUUUUAUUUACCUGCAUUAAUUAUUAAUGUGAUUACAUGUGGUCCAGUGUUAUUUUAAUUCGGAUGAUGUCAUGAUGACCGAUGAUUGUAUUUGAUAAAAACAAAA
This is a messenger RNA of Solea senegalensis (Senegalese sole), 2913 nucleotides long. RefSeq names its product sialic acid-binding Ig-like lectin 16. The record is from RefSeq and is a predicted model, not a curated record. NCBI's taxonomy places the organism in Eukaryota, Metazoa, Chordata, Actinopteri, Pleuronectiformes, Soleidae. Bases 27 to 2258 code for a protein of 743 amino acids. The transcript is spliced from 10 exons.